Messenger RNA from Aphis gossypii (cotton aphid), 8652 nucleotides. Its product is annotated as small G protein signaling modulator 2-like. Lineage: Eukaryota; Metazoa; Arthropoda; Insecta; Hemiptera; Aphididae. Gene Ontology annotation, biological process: activation of GTPase activity. Gene Ontology annotation, molecular function: GTPase activator activity. The record is from RefSeq and is a predicted model, not a curated record. The coding region runs from base 460 to 3939 and encodes 1159 amino acids. The transcript has 27 exons.
CCACUCCGGUCGGUGGGCGGUCCCCUAUCGGUCGUCCACCAGUCCGCCCUCCACCACCGUUUUGUAUCUGUUUAUGGUGUCGGCUCUUCACGCGACCGACCUCUUUCCUUGUCCGUCCCGUACUCCCGUCGGUCAAUCAGUCAGUCCGCCCGUCGCCGCCGCUUCAGUGGUCCGAUACGUUCUGCGCGCGACGGUAGGUCGCGGAGUGUUAUUUUCUUGUAGUAGUACACUACUACAGAUUUUUUCCCUUCCAAAGUUCCACCCUAUACAGAUGUCAACGUUUUCCAACCGAUCGUCGUCGACAUUAUUACAAUUAUUAAAUAUUAAAUAGAUAUCGUACCGACACCAUCGAGGAAUUAAUUAAAAACGUAAUUGGUAAAUGUCCAAACUCGUCACUACCAUCACUUGUUGAAUGCUGUAAUUUCAUCCCUUCUCGUACAUCGAUCUGUGGUUACUACGAUGGACUCGAACAACACCAGUAAAAAGUUCAAGGAGCAACUCAUCAAAAAUGUGAAGAAAGAGGUGAAACAAAUAAUGGAAGAAGCAGUAACUAGGAAGUUUGUACACGAAGAAAGUGGCUCAAUUACAUCUCUUUGCGCUGCUGUUGAAGCAUGUCUAUCCCAAGGAUUGAGGCGAAGAGCAUUAGGAUUAUUUAAAACUAGUUCAACAACAGCAUUAUUACAUAAAAUGGCGAAAAAUUUUGAACCUGCCUCCAUAAUUAGUCAGAAGGUUCAAGAAAUGGAAAACAUUGACCCAAAUAAACCAAUAAUUCUAAGACGUGAUUCAAUGGCCUCACCAAGAAUUUGCCCAUCGUGCAUUUUAAAUAGAAGAGGUUCAUUAACUUGGUUAUUAUUUAGCAAUGAAAAAUCUGUAGUAGUUUCUCCUUUUAGAAGAAGCAGUAGUUUAACCCCAGCACGAAUUUGUACAUGCACGUUAAACCGAAGACGUUCAUUGACUUGGUUACUAUUUGGCAAUGAUAAUAGUGAUAGCUGUGCAACUAGAGCUGCAUCUGUGAACAGCACAUUAACUAGUAGUAUAACACUUCCAAAUGUCCAUCCACCACCUUUGACCAAGAAAAAUUCAGCUGGUAGUGGUUUGGGUCCUACAUCUAUUACUCUUCCUAAGUACUUAUGGAUUCGCCUGGCGUUGUUUGAAAAACUUUUAGCUGUGAUAAUUGAUCAUUUGGUUCAAAAUUGCAGCAAAUAUUACGAAAAAGAUUCUUUAGUAGCAGAUCCAGAUUAUGGAAGCAUUUUAAGUUCAUUACUAGUUGGACCGUGUGCUUUAGAUUAUUCUCGUACAAAAUCACAUGAUCAAUUCUGGACAGAUCCGCCUGCCGAUGAAUUAGUUCAAAGACAUCGUAUAUCAAGCGGCUACCAUACGUCUCCACCAUGUCGUACUCCAAUAAAUUAUCGUAGAAAUCUACAUGCAACAAGUAAUGAUGAUAAUCAAAGACAAACUCCUAUAUCUGCUAAAGACUAUGUGGAAUCAUUACAUCAAAAUAAUAGAGUUACUUUAUUAUAUGGAAAAAAUAAUGUUUUAGUUUUACCGAAAGAUGUAACUGAACCUAUGGCAGGUUACUUGUCUUUACAUCAAACUGCUAAUUCAUUGAUUAUAAAAUGGACUCCAAAUCAACUUAUGAAUUGUCAUUCUCCCGGUACUAAUCAAAAUGAUCAUCCUGAAAUUGAUGCAAGUGAUAAAAGCCAGUAUUGGGACUAUGCAAUGAAUGUUAAUGUAGAUGAAAUAGUGUAUGUUCAUUGUCAUCAACAAGGAAAUGACAAUGGUGGAACUAUAGUUUUAGUUGCACAGGAUGGUGUACAACAACCACCCAUACAUUUUCCACAAGGAGGACACUUACUAGCAUUCCUUACUUGUUUAGAAAAUGGUCUAUUACCUCAUGGCCAAUUGGAUCCUCCGUUGUGGCCUCAAAGAGGCAAAGGAAAAGUUUUUCCUAAACUUCGAAGAAAGGGACGAUCUCAAGUACAAGAUAUUUCUAAUGAUUUGUCUAGUAAUACAGAAGAAUCUCGAGAUUAUGUAUUUCAAAUAAUUAGUAAAGCUAGGCAUGAAGAAUUUUUAUCUAGAGGAGAAGAAAUAUUAGAUUCAAAAAUUUGGUCUAUGCCUUCAGCUGCAAAUAAUAUGCUUAACAAAGUAAGAGGUCAUUUGGAGUCAUCGUCAACUAAUUCAUCAACAUCUACAUCCAGUAGCUUGGAUCCUGUAGCUUCUCCAUUAUUAAUAAAUAAUCAAACUACUAGUAAAGAUACUGGUGAUUCUUUGCAAAUCUUAUGCGAAACAAUGAAAAAGCAAAUCAUAUCUAGAGCAUUUUAUGGUUGGCUAGCAUAUUGUCGUCAUUUAACAACUGUGAGAACUCAUUUAUCUGGUCUUGUAAAUACUGUGAUAAUAGAUUCUAGUGAUGCAGAAACAGGAUUGACUAAGGAAAAAUGGUAUUCAUUUAAAAAUGAUUCCAACCUUGUAAAUGACGACACCAAAUUAGAAAUUUUUAGACUAACUUAUUUUGGUGGAGUCCAGCAUGAUAUUCGAAAAGAAGUUUGGCCAUUUUUAUUAGGACAUUAUAAAUUUGGUAGUACAGUUGAGGAACAAAAUGCUGUUGAUUUACAUUGUAAACAAGAGUAUGAAACCACAAUGUCUGAGUGGAUGGCAGUUGAAGCAAUAAUUCGACAAAAAGAUCGUGAAACAAUGGCAGCUAAUUUAGCAAAACUUUCAAGUGAAAGUACAUCUGGUGGAGAUGCACCACCACCAACUCCUAAUACCUCAAAAGUUCUCAGUCAAGAACUUAGUAAUGAUGUAUUUGAAGAUAACAUUAAUUUUUCAUCUGAUGAAGAUAAUCCUCCAGUAGUUGAUGAUACUCAAUUAGAACACAACGUUGAAGUUUGUGACAAUCCCACUAGUCAACCAAAUAUAAAUGAACAUCUUGAAAAUAUACCUAAAGAAAUUGAUUGUGAUAAAAAGUCUUUAUCAUCAGAUGAAGGAUUAGGUAAAGAUGAAGUUACUGAAAAAGACAUGACCAUUAAGAAAAAUACUUCUGAAGAUACAUCAUUAUAUUGUCCUACUUCAGUAAUUGUCACUACAAACAUAAGUCAAGAAAAAUCUAUGGAAAAUUCUAAUGAUGAAAAUGAUAAAAUAGAUAAUAAAGAUAAUAAUAACACUUCUAAAUUAGCAGUAGAUGACAAUGAAGGUGCAGGAGGAUCUAAUCAUGAACAAAGGUCUGCUUGCAUAUCUCCGGCAAGUUCUCAAGGAGGAAUAUAUCCAGUAGAGUUGGUAGAAAAUUUUGGACUUAAUGUGCAUAGAAUUGAUAAAGAUGUUCAACGAUGUGAUAGGAAUUAUCCCUAUUUUACUCUUGAAAAUCUAGAUAAGCUGAGAAAUAUCAUAUGCACAUAUGUUUGGGAUCAUUUAGAAAUGGGAUACAUGCAAGGAAUGUGUGAUCUUGUUGCUCCUCUUUUAGUUAUUUUGGAUGAUGAAACUUUAUCUUAUUCAUGUUUUUGCUUACUGAUGGAAAGAAUGUCAGCCAAUUUCCCACAUAGUGGUGGUGCUAUGGACACACAUUUUGCUAAUAUGAGAUCUCUAGUACAAAUAUUAGAUUCGGAAAUGUUUGAACUUAUGCAUGAAAAUGGAGAUUUCACUCAUUUUUAUUUUUGUUAUCGAUGGUUUUUAUUGGAUUUCAAACGAGAACUAUUAUAUGAUGACGUAUUUACGGUAUGGGAAACUAUAUGGGCUGCUAAAGAGAUGUCUUCUUCACAUUUUGUACUUUUCUUUGCUCUCGCUCUUGUGGAAACAUACCGAGAUAUUAUUUUGGCCAACCAUAUGGAUUUCACGGAUAUCAUCAAAUUUUUUAAUGAAAUGGCAGAACAUCAUGAUGCCAAAACAGUCUUAUCACUUGCAAGAAAUCUAGUAUUACAACUACAAACAUUAAUAGAAAAUAAAUAAAACUGCUGUAUUAUAUAUAUCCCAUGACAUAUGAUUCUGUACCAUUUGGUAUAUAUUUAUAAAUAUAUUGUAUUGUAUUUUUUUUCACAAGUGUCUAGUCUCCAAACUGCAUACUCCCAAAUUAUAUAAAUUGAACAAAAUACAUACCUACAUAUAUUUUUAUAAUUUAACUAGUACAAAAUGGUACCAUACUUUUACAACUCUUUAAAAAUACUUUAUAUUAUGUUUUAUAAGUACAUCACAUACAAUUGUACAACAGAUAAUUUAUUUAUUGUACAUAUAGCAUAUACUUUAUACCUUAUACUUUAUUUUACAUACAUCCUAGUAUAAUACUAGUUAUUAACUCAUACCAGUAGUAUGCCAACAUAGGCAUUUUUAUAAGGCAAUUGAUUCAAGACCAAAGUAGGUGGGUAAAUUCCAAGCAAUGGGUUUAGUCUGAUAAAAAGCUUGUAAUAAUUAUUCUUUAUUAUUAUCCAAUUAAAUGAAAAAAAUGUAAUUAAAAGCUGUGGAUGAAUAGAUGGUCAAAUAGUAGUUUGCCUUGGGUUUAAAAAUUGUUUAGUACUGAUUCGUACCAUAAAACUCCAAGUUUAAUUAUUAACAAUGAAUAAUAAUAUUUUUUGUUUGUUUUAAGUUGUAUGGUUUAAAAUAUAUAAUAUAAUAUUUAGUUUAUUUUCAUGCAUUAAAAAGUUUGGAGGCCUUGUUUUCAAGUUUAUAUAAUAUAAUGUAUUAUAUUAUUUUUGAAUAAUUUGGAUAAUAUACAUAUAUAAUCAAUAGCUAUAACAUAAUAUAAGUAAUAUUCUUACUUCAUUUUCUUUAAAUUAUUGAUACUAUAGUAAUACUUAAGACUGCCUUAACCUUGUAAAAGGUAAAAAUUAUAAAGAGUUCAAUAUAUUCAUUAAAUGUUUUUAUUGGGAUUUUAUUCAAUAUUUUAAUAUUUAUUAAAAUUAAAAUAAAUUGGUAAUUUUAAAGUAUAGUACAGUUUAAAUUUUAAUACCCAUUGUUAACUUACCUAUAUAUUUUGAUUUAAGACUUAAAUAACAUUAAAUUUAUUAAGAUUUGUAAUCUUCUUAAACAUUCUAUAAUAUAAAAUACAGAAUGUUUAAAUUUUCCUAUAGAUAGCCAUAGCCUAGAUCAGAGGUAUUCAAACUUUUUCAUCCCAAGGCUCCUUUGAGUCUUCACAAAAUAUUGACGGCUCCCAAAUUAAAAAUGACAAAAAAAUCAAUAUUAGUAUGAAUGUAAUUUAUAUUUUAUAAUUUAUACCAAUUAUUUAUUACUCUCAACUAGUACUGCCACACACAACAUACGCACUGAUAAUUUAACGAUGACAGUCGAUGGCUACAAACUUACAACAUGGGCUAUUAUUAUUAUAACAAUUUAGUCGCUAGAUUGCUAUAAUAAUAGUAACUGGUUGUAAUAAUAAAGUACUAUAAAUAUAAAACUUCAAUUUAUCACUAUAACAUUAUGGAAAAAAAUUAAAGCUAUAUUUAGUGAAUGAUUAUUGUAGACAAUUCAAUGUUUCUCAACCGGUGUACCUCAAUGAUAAUAAUAAACAUUUUUCGUAAAAAUAUUUAUUGGUUUUCAAUUAUAUGACGUGGCUCCCUUCGACAACUCUCGCGACGCCCCUGGGAGCUGCGACACACAGUUUGAAUAUCUCUGGCCUAGAUAGGUAUUAUUCUACUCUAUAUUAGAGAUGUAUUAUACAACAUUAUUAUUGUGAUAUAUAUAAUCGUUUUUAAUUAUAUUAAAUAUUAUUAAUACACAUUAUAAAAUAAGAUUUAGCAUAACUAUUUUUUUAUAAUUUAAAAAAAUAAUAAGCAUAAAAUUGUUAAGUUGUUAGGUAGUUAUAAUUUUUAAAUAUAAUAUAUGUGGAUGUUUCUUUAUUAAUUUAAUAUAAAUAUUAUAUCAAAUAUUAAAAUAUAUUAAAUACAUAUUUAUUUAUUCAACAUUUAUUAACAAAUUUAACUACCUAUUUGAAAAUUUAAGACAAACAUUUUGAUUUUUCCAUUUCAGUUAUUCUUGCUAAUUUUAAACAUAUAACAUAACAUAUCCAUUUUUAAAUAAAAUUAAACUCAUAAAAAUAAACAUAUUAUUUUAAGUUUUUUAAAAUAUGUUUAUUAACCACACAUUUAAAUUAUCAUUUUAUUUUAAUUCAACUAGGUGUACUCAUCAGUAAAUCUGUCCCUGUUUUUUAAUUUUUCUUUUUAAAUACCUAAAUUGAUUCUUUAUGUUGUAAUUAAAUUAUCAAAAUAUUUAAAAUACCUCUCAUCAUAGUAACUACUAACUUAUAUUCUGAUCAACUUCUAAUAUGAUAAUAUUUUAUGAUUAUUAUUUUUACAUUUAUUAAUUAAAAAAUAAAUCAAUAUUAAAAACAAAAAACAACUCAUAUUUUUGAAAUAUUAUAUACUUAAUUGCUGAUUACUAAUUGCUAUAAAUGAAUGUUAUUUAUUUGAAUUAAAAUCUUUACAUAAUCAUUUAAUUAUUUAAAUUAAUUUUACUAGAUAUCUAAUAAACAAAAUAAACAUUAUUUAAAAGUAAAUUUUAAUCCAUUAAAUAUUGAUGUGUCCUAUUACAACUAAUUCAUAAAUUAUUAUAAUUAUUUUUUAAUUAAAAAAUAAAAUCAGUUUUUUAAAAAAUGUAUAAAUCAUGUAUGCUCAAUUAAAAUUAUAUAAUACUCUAUAAUUUAUCUAAAAUAAAACACAUUUUAUCAGUAUCCAAUGGUAAUAACCACAUAUUAUAUGUAGGAUAUAAAAUAUUAAUGUCAUUCUGCUAUUCAGUCAUCUCGAUAAGCAAUAAACAUUAUUAAAUUAUUACAUACUCAGAAGUGUUUGUAACUUAUCCUUAUUCCUUACUAAAAAAAAAUUUAGAUUUUACAAUAUUUUAAUUUUAAAUAAAUUUAUAUUAUAAAGGUAUUAUGUUAUAUAAAAAAUUUUCUGUACACAAUAAUAUUUAUUGUAUUUUAGAUUUCUUUGAUAUCUGAUUUGUUAUUUUAAGAUGUUCAGGAAAAUAAUAUGACAAUCAGUUAUUCCUAUCUUUAAAAAAUAUCAAACCGUUUUUCAUUAUUUGAAAAAAAAUGAAUUCAUUAAAGCAGUAAUGUAAACAUUUCAGAGGUGAAAGGCUUAUACUUUUUUUUUAAAUGUUUGCAAAAAUUUCUUUUGAAAUAAACCUAUAGGUAUUUAAUAGUAAAUAUUACACUAUAUUACUAUAAUAUAUUAUAGAUUAUCUUAUUUAAGAAAAGAAAAGAAAUUAAAUCAUAGUUAUACAAAUUUAUAACAAAGUUAAUAUUUUUAAAAUUUCCUCUUUCCUUGUCCAAAUUAAAUUUUAUAGUAUCUAUUUAGAGAAUGAAUAUUGUUAUACUAUUAAAAAAUAUUUAAAUACAACUUAAUGUCUUAGUUUAUUCAUACAUGCAUUAUUUAUUAUAUAUCAUUAAGAAUCCAAAUAAAUGUGGUUAUUAUUAAGCCUAAUACCUGUCGCCUAUUUAAUAUUACAAACAAAUGUAUACUUAUAUAAAUAUUUAAUAUGUUUUUUAAAACCUAAUGUCUUUAAGGUUAUAUUAUAUAAAUGGUUAUUAAAUAACAUGUUUUACAUUAAAUACAUUAUUAAUAAUUGGUAAUUAUGUUAUAAAUUAUAAAUUUUAUAUUUUUAAAUGAUAAUCAAAGAAAAAAAAUUAUAUAUCUUUAAAAUUAAAAAUAAUUUUAGAAAUUGAAAUAUUAAGAACUAAAAGAAACAUAGAAAGUAUGGAAAAUUUUUACUUUAACUUGUUUCAUAACAAUUGUUAUUUGGUUAUAUGAAUGAAAAUUAAAAAAAAAAUUGCCUGUGUGUUAAAUUAUUAAAUGAUUUUUUUGGAUUUGAAAAGUUUUCAAGUUUCAAAAUGUUCCUUUCCAAAAUAGAACUUAGUGAUAACUGAAUGCUGAUAUAUAUGUAAUAAUUUUAAUUCUUAAGAAAUUUUAUGGGGCUUUAUUUGAGUCCUGAUUUUUGUAAUAAUAAAUAUUUAAAUUUGUUAGCUAUUAUAUAUAUUAAUCUAAUAAAAUAAUCAAUUACCUACCUCAUGUUAAACAAUUUUAAAUAUUUUAAAAUUCUGACAAAUUAAAUCAAUCAAGGAUUUUACUAUUUUAGUAACAUGUAAUUAUCACCGUAUUACUAAUAAUAUACUGUUUUUAGGAUUCAAAUACAAACAUUUUCAAUAAUAACUAUUGUCUUUGAUUAGAUUUUAUAUUUUUAUCAUUAUUCCAAUAAUUACUAUACACAAUUAAGAUUUGCUUUUUAGUCCUGUAACGUAUUUAUUUUAUGAUAUAUUUAUAACUGAACCAAUAAUAUAAGUUACCUAUAAUAAAAUGUAACUUUUAUUUUAAACAUUGUUUAAUUGAAUAUACUUCGGCCCACAAGAGACCACUUCUGGGCGGCGACCAAACUUCAUUCGUUCUUGCGCAUUCCACUACUUAACUCUCCAAAACACUAGCCGCCGUCAAUACAUGCUGCCAACAACGCUCUGCCUUCGCCUGCCUAUUUAUAUGUGCAAAGGAAUAGUGAUCUCUCGUGGGCAUAAGUAUAUUUUGUUAAUGAACAUAAUAAUUGUUGCGAUUUAAAAAUUAUUUUUAAAAUGCAUACUUCACUUAACUUUUAAAUGCAUAGUUUUAAAUUGUGUGAAAAAUAUAUUUAUGUUAAAAAAAAAAUUAAGUUAAAUAAAUAAAAGUAAAAUCAGUUAACAUCAAGAAA